Messenger RNA from Misgurnus anguillicaudatus (oriental weatherfish), 2443 nucleotides. RefSeq names its product GTP binding protein 1, like (gene gtpbp1l). Gene Ontology annotation, biological process: translational elongation. The record is from RefSeq and is a predicted model, not a curated record. Gene Ontology annotation, molecular function: GTP binding; GTPase activity; translation elongation factor activity. NCBI's taxonomy places the organism in Eukaryota, Metazoa, Chordata, Actinopteri, Cypriniformes, Cobitidae.
AGUAAACUUGCUACGUUGCGCUAAACCAAAGUCGGCUACCGUACACUUCUUUUUAUGAACUUUCAUGUGGUAAAAUUCGGCAAUUAUCGAUAUUUUCGUAGAUGGUUUGUCUUCAGUAACACUUACCGUUACGCAAUAUCAGUUUCUUAAAACAAUAAUGAAGUUAUACUCCUAAACGAAACUUUAAAUCCGAAGAAUAACACAAUCGCAACCGGGGUUUUUACUUCCCUAGACCCAAGUUGGAGGAUGGCGGCGACGGAGUCUAGCUUAAGCCCGGUGUUGGAGUCAGUGGUGCCGGCGUGUAUGUUCGCACCGGACGCAGGCAACGCAGAAGACCAGGCCGGCGCUGAGAGCAGCGAAACCGGCGACGACAAGAACGGAGACGCCGGGGAUCAUCUGCACCUCAGCAGCAAGUUGGCACUGGUCAGCCCGACAGGAGAGCAGUAUGACUUUUUACUCAAACAGUUGCGGGACAGAAUGGAUGAAGGCUGUGGAGAGACCAUCUAUGUGGUUGGGAUGGGGACAGACGGCGGUGAUUACGGUCUGGAUGAGAGGGAUAUGGACGCGUCUGUCGCCACCGUGCAGUCGCUUUGCGAACAGGUUGACGCUGAUCUGAUUCUGCUGAGAGAGAGAACGGAGACGGCGGGACGCAUACGCGAUUACCUCAUACGCCGGCGGGUGGGAGAGGCCGACUUUCUGGAAGUCAGGGUGGCAGUUGUAGGCAACGUAGACGCCGGUAAAAGCACGCUGCUUGGUGUCCUCACCCACGGGGAACUCGACAAUGGUCGCGGGUUCGCCCGCCAAAAGCUCUUCCGCCACAAACACGAGAUGGAGAGCGGCCGCACCAGCAGCGUCGGCAACGACAUACUGGGUUUCGACCAAGACGGGCAGGUGGUCAACAAACCGGACAGCCACGGGGGAAGCCUCGACUGGACGAAGAUCUGCGAGAGGUCGUCCAAAGUCAUCACCUUCAUCGACCUGGCAGGGCACGAGAAAUACCUGAAGACCACCGUGUUCGGCAUGACGGGGCACUUGCCGGAUUUUUGCAUGUUAAUGGUGGGCAGUAACGCAGGAAUCGUUGGCAUGACCAAAGAGCACCUCGGUCUGGCUCUGGCCCUCAACGUUCCUGUCUUCGUAGUCGUCACAAAAAUAGACAUGUGUCCUGCUAACAUUUUGCAAGAGACGCUGAAGUUAUUACAGAGGUUGCUGAAGUCUCCGGGAUGCAGAAAAAUUCCAGUUUUGGUACAAAAUAAAGAUGAUGUCAUUGUCACGGCCUCAAACUUUAGCUCGGAGAGGGUGUGUCCAAUUUUCCAAAUUUCGAACGUGACAGGUGAAAACAUGGAUUUGUUGAAGAUGUUCUUGAACCUGCUCUCCUCCAGAUUGACAUUUAAGGACGACGAACCACCAGAGUUUCAGAUCGAUGACACGUAUUCAGUGCCGGGAGUUGGCACGGUAGUGUCAGGAACUACUUUACGCGGACUAAUACGCCUUAAUGACACGCUGCUCCUCGGCCCUGAUCCUUUGGGUGCCUUUAUUCCCAUAACCGUCAAAUCCAUCCACCGCAAGCGCAUGGUUGUGAAAGAAGUCAGAGGCGGACAGACCGCAUCCUUUGCACUGAAGAAGAUCAAGCGGUCGUAUAUCAGGAAGGGAAUGGUGAUGGUGUCGCCCCGUCUCAACCCGCAGGCGUGCUGGGAGUUCGAGGCAGAGAUUUUGGUACUACAUCACCCGACUACGAUAGCGCCGAGAUACCAGGCCAUGGUUCACUGUGGUAGCAUCAGACAAACCGCCACUAUCAUCGGGAUGAAUAAAACCUGUUUACGAACCGGGGACAAAGCCACUGUAAACUUUCGUUUCAUCAAGACGCCCGAGUACCUACACAUGGACCACAGACUCGUCUUCAGAGAGGGAAGAACCAAAGCCGUGGGUACCAUCACUAAGCUGCUUCAAACCAAGCCUCAGGCCAAGAUGCAGUCUACCAAGAAAACCUCAUCACAGGUUGAAGGAGCCAGCGAAGAAACCUCACACGUGGAUACAAGCUUACCAACCGGACAACAGUUCAAAUCGGGUGGAAGUGGCAGGAGGCGAGGUGGUCAGCGACACAAAGGCAAAGCACCUCUGAGCAGCAGCCCCGGGAUGACAUCUGGAUUGGGAAGCAACUAAGCUAAACUUUAUCAUAAGUGAACACCAGAGGGCAGUAAAGACUUACUUUGUUUUUACCCACCACAAGUUCCUUUUUUCAUUUCCCCUACCAUAAACGAAGCCUGGACCGAGCCAUCCCUCGCUCACUAAUUACAAACGUUCAUCUCCGCUGACACAAUCGUGCCAAAAAUCCAGAUUGACAAGCUCCCUCACGGUAAAGCCCAUCCACCCUCUUUUAUCGCCCUUUUUAAACCCAUACGCACUAGCAUCUUAACAUGCGGCAAUAAAUACCCUUAAACCCAAA